Penicillium pulvis is the source of this 279-nucleotide messenger RNA. RefSeq names its product NADH dehydrogenase [ubiquinone] 1 beta subcomplex subunit 7. The coding region runs from base 1 to 279 and encodes 92 amino acids. Gene Ontology annotation, cellular component: mitochondrion. The transcript has 3 exons. Lineage: Eukaryota; Fungi; Ascomycota; Eurotiomycetes; Eurotiales; Aspergillaceae. The record is from RefSeq and is a predicted model, not a curated record.
AUGUCUAUUACUGAGUCGGUCAAAAGCGCUGUGGGCCUUGCGGAGACCUCCGCCACCCGCCAGGAGAUGUCCGAGGCCCGCCUCCCCAUUCAAUACCGCGACUCAUGUGCACACCUUUUGAUUCCUCUGAACCGGUGCCGGCAAGCAGAGUACUACCUUCCGUGGAAGUGUGAGAACGAGCGUCAUACCUACGAGAAGUGCCAGUACGACGAGUUCAAGAAGCGCGUGGCCAAGAUGGACGAGCUGCGCGCUGCCAAGGAUGGUGCCCGCAGCAACUGA